Messenger RNA from Penicillium brasilianum, 2652 nucleotides. The record is from the annotation of a GenBank genome assembly. NCBI's taxonomy places the organism in Eukaryota, Fungi, Ascomycota, Eurotiomycetes, Eurotiales, Aspergillaceae.
CGCGACUGCCUUGGACAAAGCUGGGGGCACACUGCACUGCCUGAAUCGACUGUUUCUCUUAUUAAUACUGUUUCCUCGUCCCUGCGAUUCCUCCUUUCCUCCUCUCACCCUUCUCCCUACAACGACUUUUCCGAAUUCCCUGCAUGCAAGUCGACUAUUUCUUCUUGAUCUGAGGCGCGCAACGCGCAGUCCCUUCGACGAAACGGCCUGACAGGCAAAACCCUCCUUUAUUAUUCUUCUAUUCCCACACAUCCAUCUCCAUUUACCUCAAUUCUCUCUCGUUUUCCUGAGCAGCAUGAAGACCAUGAAGUCCCGCCGCCCGGGUGGUGACCGCGGGGGCAUUCGCAAGCGGGGCCCGACUCGCACCGACCGAGAUGGUGACAUGGAUAUGGAUGGACCUGGCGCCCGUGGAGGCAAGAGAGGUCGCGGUGGUCCUAGUCGUCCAUCUGGAUCUGGUUCCGGCUCCGGCGCUGGCGCUGGUCGUCCUGCUCGCUCUGGCGGUGAUCGGCCGCAAGCACGCGACAAGACUCUGGACGCCAUUCAGAAAGCCAUUUCAAAUACUCGGGAGUCCCAAGUCAAUAUUCGACAGGGAAAGAACAAUGCUGCUAGCAACCUGGAGUCAUUUAGCGUUCGUGGCUGGAAGACGAGCAAGGUCUCAUCCCAUCGUGACGGCGGCGUUGAAAAUCUUAUCGCAUUUCUUGAGAGACGCAUGAACGCCAAUAGCAAAUCAGGACCCCGCGCUAGAGUUACUAAGUCGCGCGUUGAAGGCGACUCUCUCGUGGUGUUUGUUCGCCCCGACUUGGCGGACAGGAUGCUGCGGCUCAACGAUAGUCUUUUCGCAGGAAGUCACCUCGUCGUGGAGCCCUACGAUGCCUCUUCGAGUGCCGCUCUUGAUCGUGAAUUGGGUACCACCACCGGCACUUCCCCUUCGACCGCGGAUACCAAGUCCAAGAUGACGAUGAUUCUGUCCAAGCGUUACUAUCCGGAUACCAAACUUCUCGACCUUUCCAAACUCUCCUCCGACCCAGACCUGGUGGCUAUGGGUAUUUUCAACCAGACUUCGACCGAGUCCAAGUUCUUCCCUGCUUUGAUGAAGGUCUGGGAGAUGGGAUUCACCAACACAGUCCAGCGACGAGAGGCCGUGGAGAGUGUCAGUCUCGCUCACAACCAACUCACUGCCGUCACUGCAGUGACCACUCUCUCGCAAACUUUCCCAGAUAUCAAGAACUUGGACCUUUCCCACAACAACCUCAAGGACUACCGCUCGAUCAGCGCAUGGCGCUGGAAGUUCCGCAACCUAGAGUUCCUGGAUCUGACAGAAAAUCCGUUCAGUGCUGAGCCGAAUUUCAAAGAAACCAUGAUGAGGUGGUUCCCGAAGUUGCAAACGUUGAACAACGUUAUUGUUCGCACUGCCGAGGAGAUUGCGGCUCAGAAGAAGACGCCCAUCCCCGUUCAAGCACCCCAUUUCCAGGACGAUGGUCAGAUCGCAGAGAACUUCAUCCGUGCCUUCUUCACUCGCUACGAUACCAACCGCGACGAACUCGCCAAGAGCGUCUACGACCACCAAUCCGAAUUUACCCUGAACGUCAAUACCUCGGCACCCAAGGCCCAGCACACUGAAUCUGCAGGCUGGGACCCAUACAUCAAGAAGAGCCGAAACCUCCUCAAAAUCAACCACCUUCCUGCUCGCAUGUCGCGUGCCUACACGGGUGCGGAGAAGAUCCUUGAACUCUGGAAGACUCUCCCGGAAACUCGUCACCCUGAUAUGACCUCACACCCAGAGGAGUAUCUGAUCGAGUGCCAUCCCGUCCCUGGGCUUCCCGACCCUACUGGACAGAGCCCUACUGGUGUGGGUGGUCUGAUGAUAAUGGUUCACGGAAAGUUUGAGGAAAGCGUUGGCGGCAAGGUCGAGACCCGCAGCUUCGAUCGCACCUUCGUCAUUGGCCCCGGUGGUGGGAUGGGCGGUAUUCGUGUCAUUAACGACAUUUUGUGCCUUCGGGCUUACGGUGGUCAUGAGGCCUGGAGCCCGGAGAACCAGGCUAUUCCUUACGCAGUUGCCCCCGCCGCUGCUCCUGCUCCUGUCCCCGUCGCUGUACCUGCCCCUGCCCCUGCCCCUGCCCCUGCUCCUGCUCCUGUGCCUGCGCCCCUCGCCCAGCCCGGUAUCCCUCAUGGAUACGGUGUCCCUGCUCCUGGAAAAACCGACGCCCAAGUCCAGCAGGAGCAAUUGGUGGCCCAGAUGAGUGCCAAGUCGGGUAUGACUCUUCAGUUCUCGGAGAUGGCUCUUUCCGGCAAUGGCUGGAAUUUCGAAGCUGCAUGGAAGAACUUCGAAGAGCUCAAGGCUUCGGGGACUCUUCCCGCCACCGCUUUCCUCUCUCCAGCCUAAGCGGUCUCCGUCACCCGACCACCAGCUCGGGUUUCUACUUCGCUUCUAUUCCAAGAUAGAAUAGACCUACAAGUGACGACAAAUCCCCUUGUCAUCGGGGAUUUUGUAAGCUACCAGGAAUGAUGGCAGUAUAGAUGGCUUUCUUUUUUUGCAUUGCUCGGGCGAAUGGGCAAAGUUUCACGAACAUGUACUCUAGGAUCUUAACAUAUGCCACAUGUGAUCAAUGACUAUCAGAAAUAUCAAUCUUAAAACGUAAUUCUUCAGACUGA